CCAAAUUAUCAAGGGCUUGGCACACAAGGGUUUAUCUUUUCAACUCACAAGUCGCUAGUUCCCGCAUAGCAAAGCUGCUUGGCGCCUGCAAAGAAACAUGGCGCUCUUAAGUACGCUGCCUUUCUUAACGGCAGCAGUCUUGGUUGCGUGCACGGUGCUCGCCAGCGGAGAUUCUGGGGCUUUGCACCGGGUGCAAUUGAAGAAGAAGCAGCUCUCCCUGGCGACAUACGGACGGCCGAGGCCCUAUCUUAACAAUAUGCUUGGAUACGGUGGUGAUGUGCCACUGCAUAACUUCAUGGACGCGCAAUACUAUGGAGAGGUUUCUCUAGGAACACCUCAGCAAUAUUUCCAGGUCAUCUUCGACACGGGUAGUUCCAAUUUGUGGGUCCCGUCGUCGAAAUGCUCUUUUUUCAACAUAGCAUGCCGACUGCACAGGAGAUACUACGCGGCGAGGUCAAAGACCUACAAGGCAAACGGUACGGCGUUUUCCAUCCAGUACGGCAGCGGCUCUCUGGACGGGUUCAUCAGUGAGGACAUUCUAGGCUGGGGCGGUCUGGCGGUUCCGGAGCAGGGCUUCGCGGAGGCGGUCAACGAACCGGGCCUUACGUUUGUGGCCGCCAAGUUCGACGGCAUCCUGGGCAUGGGCUUCCCGGCCAUCUCCGUGUCCGGUGUGGUUCCCCCCUUCACCCGCCUGGUGGACAGCGGGUUGCUGUCGGAGCCCGUGUUCUCGUUCUGGCUGAAUAGGGACUCUUCCGCGGCGGUGGGGGGUGAGCUGGUGCUGGGGGGAGUGGACCCGGCGCACUUCACGGGGGAACACACCUGGGUGGAUGUUACUCGACGGGGCUACUGGCAGUUCAACCUGGACGGCAUCCAUCUGGGUUCGCAGCGCCUCUGCACCCAGGGCUGCCCCGCCAUCGCCGACACGGGCACCUCCCUCAUCGCCGGCCCCGUGGAUGAGGUGGCCGCCAUUAACCACGCCAUCGGUGCCACGUCAGCUUUAUCGGCACAGUGCCGUACACUUGUACGGGAGUACCUUCCAGAAAUUGUGGCGGCGUUGCACAAUCUGCCCUUAGACCAGGUGUGUGCCAGCAUCGGCCUCUGCCCGGCGGUCCACCAUCAGAGCGCGGAAGAGCCGAAACAGCAGCAGCAGCAGGAACAGAGGCAGGAUCUGGAUCUGGAUUUGGAACAAGAGCUCCCCCGCACCAGGCGCCUCCUUACCACCAUGACGGCCUCUUCACGCCAUACCAUCCGACCAGCUCAAACCACCACCACUGACAGCAGCAGCAGCAGCGACGGCGCCAGCUCUGCGGGGGCGCGCCUGGCCAAGGUACUCAGCACCGCUGCCGCCGGUACGACAGGCGCCUCGACCCCCGCCGGUACGACAGGCGACAGCGUGGCUUGCAGCUUCUGCCAGACGGCAGUGCAGUACAUUCGGAUUGCGCUCGAGUCCAACGCGACCAUUGAGCAGAUCGCGGAUGCGGUGGGAAAUUUGUGUGAUCAGGUCUCGUUCGGCGGUCCCUCCGUUGUGGAUUGCACCAAGCUAUCCAAACUACCCAUCUUGGAGCUGGAAGUCGGCGGCCGCACCUUCCCGCUGCGUCCUGAGCAGUAUGUGCUGCGCGUGGAUGCGGGUGGCGGCGAGGAGCAGUGCGUGAGCGGCUUCAUGGGGCUGGACGUGCCGGUGGGGCCGUUGUGGAUCCUGGGAGAUAUCUUCCUGGGUGCCUACCAUACAGUUUUCGACUACGGAGGGUCGCGUCUGGGCUUUGCGGUGGCCGCCUAA
Volvox carteri f. nagariensis is the source of this 1777-nucleotide messenger RNA. RefSeq lists its product as uncharacterized. NCBI's taxonomy places the organism in Eukaryota, Viridiplantae, Chlorophyta, Chlorophyceae, Chlamydomonadales, Volvocaceae. Gene Ontology annotation, molecular function: aspartic-type endopeptidase activity. Gene Ontology annotation, biological process: proteolysis; lipid metabolic process. The transcript has 8 exons. Bases 98 to 1777 code for a protein of 559 amino acids. The record is from RefSeq and is a predicted model, not a curated record.